CCAUACCAUCGCCGCCACCGCCAUUCGUGCCUCCUCCACCGCCGUCUACUUUGCAUUGCCGCCGUUCUUCCCUUCCUCAUCGCCGCCAUCUACAUACUCUGGCCCUCCUACCCUAACCUCUCUAUCGUCCGCCUCCGGCUCGAGGGCCUCCAAUUCCAUACUCGCCCCAAAAUCUCCCUCGACAUCAAACUCGACCUCACCGUCAAGGUCCGGAACAGAGACUUUUACUCAAUUGAAUAUGACUCAUUAGCUGUCGCGAUCGUGUACAGAGGGGAUCGCCUGGGGUACGUCUCCUCGGACAACGGCUACGUCAGAGCUCGUGGGGAGUCUUAUGUUAACGCCACGCUCCAGUUAGAUGGAGUUGAGAUUUUGUCGGACGCGAUUCUGUUGCUGGAAGACCUAGCCAAGGGUUCGGUUCCGUUCGAUACCGUCACAGAGAUUGAUGGGAAGCUUGGAGUUUUCUUCUUCGACAUUCCUUUUAAGGCAAAAACAUAUGUGAAAUAAUUUUAAAUGCACACAACCAAACAAUUGAUCAUCAAAGCUGCCACCCUGAGUGAUGGAAUAUUGGACACUGCCCAAAAAUUUCUAAACAGAGCUAGGAGAUGAGGUUGUUCUUGCAGAUUGCCAAAUAGAGAACCUCGUGCUGCCCAGGUUAUUGAUACUUUAUUUUUGGAUUAUUACCCAUCUCUUUUCAUGUAUAUGGGGCAAACAUUUGUCUGGAUGUAAAUUAGUAUGCAUAUCGUAUGUAUGUAAGUUAUUUGGAUACAAGAAAUUGAGUAUGAAUAGAUGUAAAAUCUGUUAUAUUGUACACAGGCGUGCACACACGCGCGUACACAACCCCAUCCGGUACAAUGAAUUUCUUGAUCUUAUUCUUAUGGUGCACAAUGAACUGAAAUUAGGAUCCAGGUGGAGAGAUACAAAUUUUCAUAUAUAUGAUUUUAUGCAAAAACAUUACAGUGGAGGAAAUUCAUACAGUGGAAAUAUGAUCUAAUUUCUCCUUGUUUGCUAGGAUGAUGAAACAUAUGUAGUCUUACUAACUAGGUCUGUUUCCCGGACCUACCCACUCGCAUUCUGCAUGAUGAUAUCUACACCUGAACGAACCUGGGUGGUGCGUUGGUGAACACACGCAUCUUUUCAUUCCUCCACCACUGCCACUGUUAGCCCCAGCUGUAUUAACUGUUGCUUGCUGUCUUUCAACCUCUACCACAGCUGGUGGUGAUGGUGGUAUCACAGGAGAAACUACUCUCCCCCGUUGAGGACCGGCCUGGCUGUACAGACCCACCCAAUAUGCACUCGGGUAACACAUCUCUUGUUGCAAGAAGGAAUAGUUUUACAUUCAACAA
This is a messenger RNA of Olea europaea var. sylvestris, 1343 nucleotides long. RefSeq lists its product as uncharacterized. The record is from RefSeq and is a predicted model, not a curated record. The transcript is spliced from 3 exons. Lineage: Eukaryota; Viridiplantae; Streptophyta; Magnoliopsida; Lamiales; Oleaceae. The annotation marks the transcript as partial. Gene Ontology annotation, cellular component: plasma membrane.